Molecule: messenger RNA, 1362 nt
Organism: Chenopodium quinoa (quinoa)
Lineage: Eukaryota; Viridiplantae; Streptophyta; Magnoliopsida; Caryophyllales; Amaranthaceae
Exons: 3
Coding region: 1-1362 (453 amino acids)
Molecular function (GO): nucleic acid binding; RNA-DNA hybrid ribonuclease activity
Source: RefSeq, a predicted model, not a curated record
AUGACGUCUCCAGAAGGAAACGUAUUUGAGUAUGCUAUCAAGUUCAAGUUCAAAGCGUUUAAUAAUGAAGCAGAGUACGAGGCGACGCUGGCAGGCCUGCGUAUGAGCCUCGCAGCCGGAGCCCGCAAAGUACACCUGCAGACUGAUUCUCAGCUUGUUGCCAACCAACUGCAGGGGGCGUAUGAGAUAAGGGAAGCCACUAUGAUGAAGUAUGUAACCAAAGUGAAAGAGCUGGCAGCCCAGCUAGUCCAUUUCCAGAUAGACUUGGUCCCCAGAGCAGGAAACUCUCAAGCUGACGCCUUAUCUAAGUUAGCCAGCUCCACCUUACAAAGCCUCACAAGAACAGUGAUGGUCGAAGUGUUAGAGGAAAGCAGCAUCGCUGAAAAGGAGCAGGCUAAAAAGGUGAUGAAAGACGCAAAUUGGUAUGUAGUGAUGAAUGGAGAGCUCAACAAGAAAGGCUUCUCAAAGCCGCUGCUGAGGUGUAUUCCAGAAUGGGAGCAGGAGGGCAUUAUGGAAGAAGCCAACUCUAGAAUAUGUGCCAACCAUAUCGGCGGGAAAGCAUUGGGAGUAGAGGUCCUUAGAAGAGGGGCAUAUUGGCCAACUCUCACGCAAGACGCACUAGCAUAUGUCAAAAAAUGCGACAAGUGUCAAAAAUAUUCACCAGUCAUAAAUCAGCCAGCAAACGAUCUGACUCCAAUCCUCAGCCCGAUCUUGUUCGCUCAGUGGGGAAUGGACAUAUUGGGACCAUUCACCACUGGGUCAACGGGCAGGAAGUAUCUCAUUGUGGCAGUAGAUUACUUUACAAAGUGGAUAGAAGCUGAGCCCACCAAGUACAUAAAGGCAACCCAGAAAAAGCUGGAGGAGUACAAGGGCCAAUGGGAAGACUUAGUCCCAGAGGUCUUGUGGGCAAAUAGGACCAUUGAGAAGGAGUCAACCGGUAAAAGUCCUUUCACCCUAGCCUACGGGGUUGAUGCAGUUGUCCCUGUGGAAGUGCAAAUCCCCAGCCUGAGGAUACAGCACUAUGAGCAGCAAGGAAAUGAAAAGCGCGUGCUGGAAGAGCUAGACUUCCUGCCAGAAGUAAGGCUAAAAGCAGCCCUUAAGCUGGCAGCCCAAAAGAGCAGGAUCUCAAAAGCUUUCAACAAAAGGGUCAAGCAUAGGGAGCUCCUGCCAGUUGACUUAGUCCUCAGGAGGACAGCAGUAGUUGGAAGAGGAAAUCAACAUGGAAAGCUGUCAGCAAACUGGGAAGGCCCUUUCAUCAUCCACAAACAGGUUGGACCAGGCGCGUUCCUCCUUGCAGAUCAAGAAGGUCAGGUCUUAAGAAACAGUUUCAAUGCUGAUGUGUUAAAGAAAUAUUUUGUUUAA